Diceros bicornis minor is the source of this 1042-nucleotide messenger RNA. It is a transcript of the gene B3GAT1, whose product is annotated as beta-1,3-glucuronyltransferase 1. Gene Ontology annotation, cellular component: Golgi membrane. The record is from RefSeq and is a predicted model, not a curated record. Gene Ontology annotation, biological process: carbohydrate metabolic process; chondroitin sulfate proteoglycan biosynthetic process. Bases 31 to 1035 code for a protein of 334 amino acids. NCBI's taxonomy places the organism in Eukaryota, Metazoa, Chordata, Mammalia, Perissodactyla, Rhinocerotidae. The transcript has 4 exons. Gene Ontology annotation, molecular function: galactosylgalactosylxylosylprotein 3-beta-glucuronosyltransferase activity.
GAGGAGCUGUGGGCCCAGCCAGCCUUGGAGAUGCCGAAAAGACGGGACAUCCUUGCGAUCGUCCUCAUCGUACUGCCCUGGACGCUGCUCGUCACCGUGUGGCACCAGAGUACCAUCGCGCCUCUGCUGGCCACACACAAAGAUGAUGGCAGGGACCCCCGGCGCGACGCGCCACCGGGCGCCGACCCCAGGGAGUCUUGCAUGUCUGACCGCGACAUCGUAGAGGUGGUGCGCACCGAGUAUGUGUACACGCGGCCCCCGCCGUGGUCUGACACGCUGCCCACCAUCCACGUGGUGACGCCCACCUACAGCCGCCCGGUGCAGAAGGCCGAGCUGACGCGCAUGGCGAACACGCUGCUGCACGUGCCCAACCUGCACUGGCUGGUGGUGGAAGACGCGCCGCGCCGCACGCCGCUGACCGCGCGCCUCCUGCGCGACACCGGCCUCAACUACACGCACCUGCACGUGGAGACGCCCCGCAACUACAAGCUGCGCGGCGACGCCCGCGACCCGCGCAUCCCGCGCGGCACCAUGCAGCGCAACCUGGCCCUGCGCUGGCUGCGUGAGACCUUUCCCCGCAACUCCAGCCAGCCCGGCGUGGUGUACUUCGCGGACGACGACAACACCUACAGUCUGGAGCUCUUUGAGGAGAUGCGCAGCACCAGGAGGGUGUCCGUGUGGCCCGUCGCCUUCGUCGGCGGCCUUCGGUACGAGGCCCCACGGGUCAACGGGGCAGGGAAGGUGGUCGGCUGGAAGACAGUGUUCGACCCCCACCGGCCGUUUGCAAUAGACAUGGCUGGGUUUGCCGUCAACCUGCGGCUCAUUCUACAGCGAAGCCAGGCCUACUUCAAGCUGCGCGGUGUGAAGGGAGGCUACCAGGAAAGCAGUCUCCUCCGAGAACUUGUCACCCUCAAUGACCUAGAGCCCAAGGCAGCCAACUGCACCAAGAUCCUGGUCUGGCACACACGGACAGAGAAGCCAGUGCUGGUGAACGAGGGGAAAAAAGGCUUCACUGACCCCACUGUGGAGAUCUGAGCCCCAA